Molecule: messenger RNA, 3192 nt
Organism: Closterium sp. Naga37s-1
Lineage: Eukaryota; Viridiplantae; Streptophyta; Zygnematophyceae; Desmidiales; Closteriaceae
Source: the annotation of a GenBank genome assembly
AUGUUCGCCCAAAGAACCAAAGCGUUCAUCAGGGUGGGUGGCGCAGCUGGUGCAGAAGGGCAUUCUAACACUCCACUCCACACCCCUUCCCCCUCCGCCCCUCUUCCAUCUAUCUGCCCUGGCAGGUGGCGCUUCUUCCCGUGCUCUCCCAAGGAGCCGAAGCGUCCGUCAGGGUGGGUGGCGCAGCUGGUGGCGCUUCUACCCGUGCUCUCCCAAGGAGCCGAAGCGUCCGUCACGUCAGGGUGGGUGGCGCAACUGGAGCCGAAGCGUCCGUCAGGGUGGGUGGCGCAGCUGGUGCGGAAGGGCAUUCAGGAGAUCAAUAUCGUGGGGGACUCUCACCAGCGCGUGCUGUCGUUCCACCUGAGAUAUCUCCUGCUUCGCAGACGAGCGCAUGGCUUCGCGGACGAGCGCAUGGUGCGGUCGCACGAAGACAUGAACUUCACUGUCACGGAUGAGCGCUCGGGCAAGUACACGCACAACUACCACACCUUCCCCAACAUCUCCACCACAGCCAACGUGACAGUCAUAGAGGGCGGCUACUGGGCCGGCAAGUGGUGUGCCGAGCCGCUGCAAGCCCUCCGCGCCCGCCUCCCCGAGUUCUUCAUCUGGGCGCUCCUCGCCGCCCGGGCCAACCACGCCCGCGUUGUCUUCCGAACGCCGCCGCCCGUCCCGAACGCCGGCUCGCAUUGCUCGGAGUAUGCGGUCAAACGGGGUUUUGCGGGCCCCGCGACAAACCUGUACCUGGCUGCGGCCAAUCGGCACGCGCGCCAGCUGGCGGCGUCAGUGACGAGAGGCGCUGAGAUGGCGGUGUUUGACUCGUGGGCCGUGGAGGCGCCGCGGAUUGUUAGGCGGAGUGAGAAGAAAGAGCCGACAAGAGAGGACAGCUCUGCCCUUAUUCCAGGAAACGGCACCUCAAGCCCACAGUUGGGGAGAGUCAAAGCUGGUAGCAACUGGAACUGUUUUGCACACCCCAUUCCUCCUCCUCAUCACACCCCAUUCCUCCUCCUCAUCACACCCCAUUACUCCUCCUCAUCACACCCCAUUCCUCCUCCUCAUCACACCCCAUUCCUCCUCCUCAUCACACCCCAUUCCUCCUCCUCAUCACACCCCAUUCCUCCUCCUCAUCACACCCCAUUCCUCCUCCUCAUCACUCCCCAUUCCUCCUCCUCAUCACUCCCCAUUCCUCCUCCUCAUCACACCCCAUUCCUCCUCCUCAUCACACCCCAUUCCUCCUCCUCAUCACUCCCCAUUCCUCCUCCUCAUCACUCCCCAUUCCUCCUCCUCAUCACACCCCAUUCCUCCUCCUCAUCACUCCCCAUUCCUCCUCCUCAUCACACCCCAUUCCUCCUCCUCAUCACACCCCAUUCCUCCUCCUCAUCACACCCCAUUCCUCCUCCUCAUCACUCCCCAUCCCUCCUCCUCAUCACACCCCAUCCCUCCUCCUCAUCACACCCCAUUCCUCCUCCUCAUCACACCCCAUUCCUCCUCCUCAUCACUCCCCAUCCCUCCUCCUCAUCACACCCCAUUCCUCCUCCUCAUCACACCCCAUUCCUCCUCCUCAUCACACCCCAUUCCUCCUCCUCAUCACUCCCCAUCCCUCCUCCUCAUCACACCCCAUCCCUCCUCCUCAUCACACCCCAUUCCUCCUCCUCAUCACACCCCAUUCCUCCUCCUCAUCACUCCCCAUCCCUCCUCCUCAUCACUCCCCAUUCCUCCUCCUCAUCACUCCCCAUUCCUCCUCCUCAUCACACCCCAUUCCUCGUCCUCAUAACACCCCAUUCCUCCUCCUCAUCACACCCCAUUCCUCCUCCUCAUCACUCCCCAUCCCUCCUCCUCAUCACACCCCAUUCCUCCUCCUCAUCACUCCCCAUUCCUCCUCCUCAUCACACCCCAUUCUUCCUCCUCAUCACACCCCAUUCCUCCUCCUCAUCACUCCCCAUCCCUCCUCCUCAUCACACCCCAUUCCUCCUCCUCAUCACACCCCAUUCCUCCUCCUCAUCACUCCCCAUCCCUCCUCCUCAUCACACCCCAUUCCUCCUCCUCAUCACUCCCCAUUCCUCCUCCUCAUCACACCCCAUUCCUCCUCCUCAUCACACCCCAUUCCUCCUCCUUAUCACACCCCAUUCCUCCUCCUCAUCACUCCCCAUCCCUCCUCCUCAUCACACCCCAUUCCUCCUCCUCAUCACUCCCCAUUCCUCCUCCUCAUCACACCCCAUUCCUCCUCCUCAUCACACCCCAUUCCUCCUCCUCAUCACACCCCAUUCCUCCUCCUCAUCACACCCCAUUCCUCCUCCUCAUCACUCCCCAUCCCUCCUCCUCAUCACACCCCAUUCCUCCUCCUCAUCACUCCCCAUUCCUCCUCCUCAUCACACCCCAUUCCUCCUCCUCAUCACACCCCAUUCCUCCUCCUCAUCACACCCCAUUCCUCCUCCUCAUCACACCCCAUUCCUCCUCCUCAUCACACCCCAGUCCUCCUCCUCAUCACUCCCCAUCCCUCCUCCUCAUCACUCCCCAUUCCUCCUCCUCAUCACUCCCCAUUCCUCCUCCUCAUCACACCCCAUUCCUCCUCCUCAUCACACCCCAUUCCUCCUCCUCAUCACACCCCAUUCCUCCUCCUCAUCACACCCCAUUCCUCCUCCUCAUCACUCCCCAUCCCUCCUCCUCAUCACACCCCAUUCCUCCUCCUCAUCACUCCCCAUUCCUCCUCCUCAUCACACCCCAUUCCUCCUCCUCAUCACACCCCAUUCCUCCUCCUCAUCACUCCCCAUUCCUCCUCCUCAUCACACCCCAUCCCUCCUCCUCAUCACUCCCCAUCCCUUUCAUCCGCCUCCUCUCUUCAUCCCUUCAUCCCUGAUCUUUGAGACGUCUCAAAAAUACACGUGGCUGCUGCCACCAGCCCUUCAUCCCUUUUUACACGUGCCUCCUCUCCUCAUCCCUUCAUCCCUUUUUACACGUGCCUCCUCUCCUCAUCCCUUCAUCCCUUUUUACACGUGCCUCCUCUCCUCAGCCCUUCAUCCCUUUUUACACGUGCCUCCUCUCCUCAUCCCUUCAUCCCUUUUUACACGUGCCUCCUCUCCUCAUCCCUUCAUUCCUGAUCUUCAUUCCCCUCCACUCCCCCAUAUCCUCCUCCAUCCCCCCCCCCUCCCCUCCAUUUCUUUCUCAGCCCCCAUAUCCUCCAUCAUCCCCCUCUAA